AUGAUGUACGGGUCGGAGACUUGGGCAGCACCAUCAACGGUUAUGGAGAGGCUUGACUGCGCGGAACUAAAGCUGCUUAGACGGCUACUUGGCUACUUUUGGCCUAGGGUAUGUCACAAUGAAGAUCUUUACGCAGAAAUUGAUGUGGUAUACCGGCGGAUGACACGUGGAAAACAUCAACAUCUUGCACCGCCAUCGAAAGUGGCUAAAGUAAAUCGUCUUCGGUUCUUUGGUCAUAUAUCGAGGAGACCGGCAGAUCGCCUUGUUCAACGAGUUCUGAGGAGUUUGUCGGGUUCGAGCUGGAAAAAAGCCACCUGGCCGAAAAUGGAAGUUCUGGAUUAA
This is a messenger RNA of Necator americanus (New World hookworm), 342 nucleotides long. RefSeq lists its product as uncharacterized. The record is from RefSeq and is a predicted model, not a curated record. The coding region runs from base 1 to 342 and encodes 113 amino acids. NCBI's taxonomy places the organism in Eukaryota, Metazoa, Nematoda, Chromadorea, Rhabditida, Ancylostomatidae. The transcript has a single exon.